Messenger RNA from Cladophialophora immunda, 3561 nucleotides. RefSeq lists its product as uncharacterized. The transcript has 3 exons. Gene Ontology annotation, cellular component: plasma membrane. NCBI's taxonomy places the organism in Eukaryota, Fungi, Ascomycota, Eurotiomycetes, Chaetothyriales, Herpotrichiellaceae. The coding region runs from base 509 to 3433 and encodes 974 amino acids. The record is from RefSeq and is a predicted model, not a curated record. Gene Ontology annotation, biological process: actin cytoskeleton organization. Gene Ontology annotation, molecular function: protein binding.
CAGCAUUGUAAGGGGAGAGAGAGAAAGAGAAAUAGAGAGGGAGCGGGUGCAAUUAAAGGGCCAGCCUCAGACGUUUAUUCUCCAGACCGCCCUGGCUGCGACACCUUGCCAGGAGAAGACCCAAAGACACGAAAUCCAUCAACGACAGUAUAGCCGACGAGGUGCCCGUCAGUCACGGUGGCCAAACCAUUCGGGUGGUGACACCUCGUCGUCGGACAACAGCAUCACCCUCAGAUCACCCUGCACAAUAUCAAUUACUCCUGCUUUUCCGUUCCACCACCCGCGUGCGACUCUCCAGAUCGAUCUCUUCCGCCCAUCUCGACCUUUUCUUGCGCCCUUCACCCUGUCAGUGCACUGGCAAGAGCUGUUCCUAUCAUGCAGGCACUUGUCACUGCGCGUCCGGUCGAUCUCCCGACAACUCACUCACAACUUUUCGUGGAAUAUCUUUUUGGUUAGCUGGCUCAUUGCGACGCCCAACGCCUGCGCAUUGACGACUGGCCUUCACAUCAUGUCGACUUCUCUUCAACAGCGGCCACGGGCGGCACUGCAGCCCGGUGACAUCCUUGUCGCCAUCCAUGACUUCGACGCAAGGAGUGCUGAUGAGUUGACCCUCCGGAAAACUGAUCAAAUCGAGUUGGUUGAGCUGGACGAUGGCUUUGGUGAUGGCUGGUACCUAGGGAAGCAUCUUGGGACAAGAACGACAGGUCUGUUUCCUGGAGUCUAUACCGCUAAGCUUCCUCCAAACUUCGCGCCAGUGGGUGCUCCAGCAGCCAAAAGUCCUCAAUUCUUUGGGAAACCAUCCACCGAGUCCAAGAGCGAGCCACUCAAACAAGCAAGCCCAACCACUGAUACCUCCAGUCACCGCACACUCUCCUCGUCCCCACAGCCACAGUCUAAUCUACCUCUACGAAGCUCCGUCCCGUCUUCUCCUACCUCAUAUAUUCAUCGAAGCAUCAGUCAGGCACUGUCAAGCAGAGGCAGUGGAGAGGAAAGCCCAGUAAUGAACGAAACACUGAGCGUUAUAAAUGAACACAUUACGAACCUGAGCACGCCGCGUCAGAGCCUGUCCCCGCCGCUGCCUUUGACGGAGGAUUCAGAGAGCGAAUAUAGCAGCCAUCUCGACCGAGCCUCUUAUGUCGCCGGCCCUGAAACCGAUAGCGAGGACAAUCUUCGUCCAACAGAAGCCGAUGUCAAGCACUGGGAUGCGAAAGAGACGGCGGAAUACUUGAGAAGCCUCGGUGUGGACUCAAAACAUUGCGAUAUAUUCGAAGAGCAGGAAAUAACUGGCGAUGUCUUGCUAGAGAUGGACCAGUCCUUCAUCCACAUGAAGGAGUUUGAUUUUGGCCUGAUGGGCCGCCGCCUGAAGACAUGGCACAAGAUCAGAGACUUUCAGAAUCAGGUCCGCAGUGGUACGGCAUCGCGAAAGAGCAGCCUCAAGCCAAACGGGUCGAACGAGGAUGUCGCCCGCGUCCAAACACGACCCACUACCAUAUUGCCACGAAUACCUAGCCUGAUGGAAGAACCGGGACUCUCCAUCCGCCAGGCGCAGCACACGUACCCCUAUGUCAUACCGACCUCACCACCAUCUUCCGAGCAACCCAUGUCUCCGUCUUCCUUUACUCGGUCCCAGCUUGGUCGGAGCACACCCCCGUCGCCUUGGAGAGCUUCGAUGGCUGCUGAAUCCCCGUCACGACGGUCGGCCGCUUCUAUACGGGAACUGAACCAGUCUCGCCGGCAUUCCUCGAUCGAUUUCACAAAAGCAGGGGUUCAGGAGACCUCGCCGCCAGUCGCCUCCAGCCUUUCCCCUCCGCAUAAGAAAAAUGCGUCUUUCGAUAAAGACUGGUCGAUGAGCAACGCAACCACUGCAAACACCGGCGGGAGUACCCCGUCGCUCAGACUGCAAAUCAGUUACCCGGCGACAAGCGUAGAUUUGGAUGCAGAUGCUAGUUUCAGUGGUGAGCUUUCCACCAUCGAUCUCGACCGGGGUUACUUCAGCGGGAAUGAGGUCGACAAUAGAAAGGCAAGGAACUUCCUCAAGAAGCGAGGCGGCGGGGAAAGUGUAAGCCAUUCCCGUCAAUCGAGCGUGCUCGAUGACUCGUCCAAGGAUGGUCUCGGUAUGAAACGACACUCGCGACUCAGCAGCCUUGAUUCCAUCAGGGCUGGCGCUCCCCUCUCUUCAGCCGCAAAAGCGUACCACAGCAGAUCAUAUAAAGGACGGUUUCGUUCUGCAAGUGCGAGAAAUUUGACCAUGCAGCGUUCCCCAAUCGCGCAGUCGCCAACAGUCACGAAUUUGGAGGAUGACGGCAUCUCAGCUCUGUCCUCACCCAAGGCUGUUAGUGGAUCAGUGUCCCCUGCUGCGGCAGCCACGACGCCCUGGACAUCAUCAAUAAAGGCGCGGAAAUUGUUGGGUAUCCGAGCAGCAUCCGAGGCUGUUACUGGAAAUGAAAAGGAAGCCGCCAGUUCCUCAAACAUUACGUCUGACCCCUUGAGGGAGAGCCCUACCGCGUCACCUUCGGGGUCACAAACCCCUUCUGCGACGUCACGGAGCUUCGAAAUGGACAAUACGGACACCUCUUCAAAAGGUACAACUGAACAGCUGGGACCCUUACUGCACACGAAAACCCCCGUGCGUACCAAUCCAAAAACUAAGCGACAGACAAGUGCCUACACACGAGGCCUGCUACAGAUAUCGCCCGCGGAAGCACGGAAACAUUGUGAUCAUCACGGCUGGAUGAAGAAAAGAUCUAGCGGCAUUGUAUCCCAGUGGAAACCCAGGCUGUUCAUUCUUCGAGGCCGGCGGCUAUCGUAUUACUAUUCCGAGAAUGACACAGAGGAAAAAGGGAUCAUCGAUAUAUCUGGGCACAAGGUUCUUGUUACUACUGCCGAUCCUAUCACUUCACUUCAAGCCACCAUAACGGGAACCAAAUCUACACCGUCCAUCAGUGCGCCCGGAUCGUCUACAGAAACGUCGCCGAAUGCGACCCGAAACACAAGCGGAGGCUCGCCUUUCUAUUUCAAGCUUGUCCCUCCCAAAGCAGGGACUUCCAGAGCAGUACAGUUCACCAAGCCUACCAUCCACGUUUUCCAGGUUGAAAACAUCAACGCGGGGAGGAAAUGGAUGGCUGAGAUUUUAAAGGCCACCAUCGAACACGAUCUAGCAAACUUCGAGACAACGAAUCGGCAGAAAACCAUUAGCCUGGCCAAGGCCCGAGCAAGAAAGGAACGUCCCCCGGCUCUGAAAGGCACAGAAGAUAUAGCCGAGUUGGCCGAGAGACCAACGCCGCGGGAAGAGAAGGGCGAGCAAGAGAGUGGCUUGAAUAUUAAGGGGCUGGAUUUCAACGAGUCGGAGAUGGAUCUUCAAAUAGGCACAGGCCUAACGAGCGGGACAACAGCACGUCCCGAGGAUGAUGCGAAACGGGAAAUAAAGACAUGAUGAUACACAGGAAAGAUUUAUUUAUCUUAACCUGCAUAUAAUAAAUCUCCGGGAAUACAUAAUGCUUCGCUUCCCCAGCGAGCCAGCCUGCUAUUGUAUCGAUUAGCCAAUGGGAGAAAGGGAGGUGC